GGCUCCGUCUCGAGGGCUGCGACGAUCCGACACAUUUGACUCGUCGUAAGCAUGUGCACGGAAAGGAGUGAAAGUCACAGCACCUAAUCCAAGACCGUCAUUGUUGGGCAUCGCGGCCACCACCAUACUCGGUUGUCAGGGAUAUUAACGUUCAUUUUGAAUUUGGAUAUCAGAGCAGUCUAAGAUGGGGAUAAUAAGAAGCAGUUUCUCUUUUUUGCUAGGAACUGGCUGUGGUAUUUACAGCACCCAGAACUACAACGUCCCAAACAUAAAGAAGCUCUCUCAUGCUUAA
Musa acuminata AAA Group (dessert banana) is the source of this 292-nucleotide messenger RNA. RefSeq lists its product as uncharacterized. Lineage: Eukaryota; Viridiplantae; Streptophyta; Magnoliopsida; Zingiberales; Musaceae. The record is from RefSeq and is a predicted model, not a curated record. The transcript is spliced from 3 exons. The coding region runs from base 185 to 292 and encodes 35 amino acids.